UUUCAACUAUCUCCAAACUAGCUCUGGGCUCUCUGCUCCAACACAAGCCUAACACCUCCCCCACCUUCGUCUCUUGCAUGCUCCCUAACAAGAAAUGGACCCUUCUGAAACCCAAGAUCUCGACUCCCGCGGCCAAGCGAAUCCUCCCCUUAUCAUUCUUUGGAAGGAUGAUGAGGCGGCCGGCCACCCGCUAGGCCUAAUUUUUGAGCCCUUCCGAUGGAUUCGGAUGCUGUGCCGAGAACUGAACGCGAGCUUUGUGUUUGGGGUGGCGUUGGUUUAUGGCCUGAGCCAAGGCUUCGCCUGGUCUUUCCUUCGGGUGGCCGCCGACUACUACUGGAAGGAUGUUCAAAAGGUUCAGCCUUCUAUGGUUCAGAUGUUCACCGGCUUGUAUUACAUCCCUUGGGUUAUGAAGCCUGUAUGGGGAGUCCUCACCGACGUCGUCCCGGUCCUCGGCUACCGCCGCCGGCCAUACUUUAUUCUUGCAGGCAUAUUGGGGGUUGCCACGACAUUUGUCGUUUCGACAUUUGGAAGACUACCUAUCAUACUGGCCUUGUUAUGCCUCAUUGGAAUGAUGGCGUCGAUUGCCAUUGCUGAUGUUACAAUUGAUGCCUGCAUUGCAAGAAAUAGCAUCGAACGGCCAGCACUAGCCCCUGAUAUGCAAAGCCUAUGUGGGUUCUUAUCCUCCCUGGGUGCGCUGAUUGGCUUCUCCACUAGUGGUUUCUUUGUUCACCAUCUUGGAGCUCAGGGAGCUCUGGGGCUCAUGGUGAUACCUCCGGUCUCUUUGAUUUUGCUGGGAUUCGUAAUAUUUGAGCUGAGAACAAAUCGUUGGUCAGAGAAGCAAAAGGUGUGGGAGAAGGUGGGGGGAGCGAUCAGAGCGAUGGGGAAGACGAUACAGUGUCCGAUGGUGUGGAAGCCAUCGCUGUACAUGUACUUGUCGCUGGCCCUUAGUAUCAGCACCCAUGAGGGGCAUUUCUAUUGGUACACCGACCAGAAAGCUGGUCCAGCCUUCUCUCAGCAAUUUGUUGGUGUGAUCUAUGCCAUUGGUGCAAUGGCUUCCAUGGCUGGGGUCCUCAUCUAUCACAAACUACUGAAAGACUACCAGUUCAGAAGCCUGCUCUUCUAUGCUCAACUCCUUUAUGCUGUCUCGGGAAUGCUUGACCUCAUCUUUGUUCUUCGCUGGAAUCUAAAACUUGGAAUACCUGACUACUUCUUUGUAAUCCUUGAGGAGUGCAGCGUUCGAAUUACAGGUAGGCUAAGAUGGAUGCCUAUGAUGGUCCUCAGCACCAAGUUGUGCCCGUCGGGCAUCGAAGGAACUUUCUUUGCACUCCUCAUGUGUAUCGAUAGCCUUGGUGGUUUGACAUCCAAAACAGGUGGAGGCAUGGUUCUCCAUUUUUUCCAUGUCACAAGAACUGAUUUCAGGAACUUGUGGCUGGCGGUGCUUAUAAGAAACUUGCUGAGGAUUGCCACUUUGGGUCUGAUUUUUCUUAUUCCCAAAGCAAAUCAAUCUGGUGUUUUGCUGCCGCCUGAUUUAUUGAAAUAUUCCGAUAGCGAUGAGGAGGAGAGCUUGCAACUCACAACAAUUAAUCAGAAGGAAGAUAUAUAAGAAGUCAUGAUAAGGAGAAGGCCAGGAAGGCUUCUUGAAGCAGUAAUUAGAGUAAUUGGUGCAAGGUUCUUGUACCACUAAAAAUAUGCCACUUGACACCAUGAGCUCUUUUUUGAGGGAACAGGUAGGUAUAAGCAGUUUUGAUUAAACCAAGGGAGGCUCCAUUGAAUGGUAAAUGGUGGUAGUUGGCAAAAGGUUCUAAUCCCAUUAAAAAGAUAUUACUGCACUUGAUGAUUUUUUUUUAGCAAUAUAUGUGCAUUCAUCACCUUUUUUUCCUUUUUUCUAAUGGGAUAUGAACUCUGUCAUUCACGCGAUAUAUGCUCAAGUUCAUUUGA
Molecule: messenger RNA, 1938 nt
Organism: Phoenix dactylifera (date palm)
Lineage: Eukaryota; Viridiplantae; Streptophyta; Magnoliopsida; Arecales; Arecaceae
Product: Major facilitator superfamily protein
Source: RefSeq, a predicted model, not a curated record